Molecule: messenger RNA, 1044 nt
Organism: Patella vulgata (common limpet)
Lineage: Eukaryota; Metazoa; Mollusca; Gastropoda; Patellidae
Product: 3-hydroxyacyl-thioester dehydratase X
Exons: 5
Coding region: 1-1044 (347 amino acids)
Source: RefSeq, a predicted model, not a curated record
AUGAUGGUGGGCAUCAUUGCAGCUGGUAUUUUAUCAUGUCUAUUAUUAAUCUUCGCAGCUACCUUUUUGAAAUUAUUGUUUUUCCAAACAAAAAAUGAAUAUUCAAAUGGUAGCGAGCCAUCGAUUAUAACGCUUAUAGCCAAAGCCGUCUAUAGGAUAGCAACAAGACAACAAGGUCGACUCUACUUGAAUGCCAACCCAGAGAGAAAAGAUAAGAGAGACACAAUAAAAGCUGACCAGUCGGAAAGAAUAUCGAUAUCAAAAUACAGAAUAAACAGAGAUAAGUUACAUCUAUACAAACAAGUAUGUUGCUGCGAAGAAGUAAUACCAUUAUGUUUUUUAGAAUCGCUGUUUAUGCCAUCUUUAGUCAAUCUUACGGUUAACCCAAUGUUUAAGUUAAGUCCAUUAGGACUGAUUCAUCUUCGCCAAACAAUCACUGUACACGAUUCUCUUGAACGAUUGUUAAAUGCAGAGUUUGAUCUAGAAUCAAGAAUAAAAGAAUAUCGUUUAGUAUCUAGAGGUGUUGAAGUUGACGUAUUUAUUUCUGUUAUAACUGACACCGGUUUCUGUAUCUGGGAGGGCCUGGUCACUCUGCUAUCCCGAAACACGUCAACUCAACGAAGUGGAGGAAAUAAAAAUAUAAAUAAACAGAACAACGAUCGUGAACCCAAGCCAGAUAACCUGGUGCUGGUAGAUGUACCUUCAGAUAAUGGCAUCAAAUAUGCACGGGCCUCUGGUGACUGGAAUCCCCACCAUAUCUAUCCAUGGAGUGCUAGAUUAUUGGGUUAUAGAAAACCUAUAGCCCAUGGAAUGUGGAUUCUAUCUAAAACAAUUUCAUUAAUAACACAAGAUAAAGUCCCUCAGAAUUACCCCCUGAACAUUGAAGCAAUGUUUAAAAGACCUUUAUUUAUGCCUGGUCAAGCUAUAAUUGGUUACUCGAAUGAAACAAAAUACCGGGAUGUCGAUAAAGUAGAUUUUAGUGUAGCAGAUGCCAUCACCUCUGCUCCACAUCUCAUUGGUUCCUUGAUAUAUAAUGUAGAUUAA